Messenger RNA from Acomys russatus (golden spiny mouse), 2736 nucleotides. It is a transcript of the gene Heatr3, whose product is annotated as HEAT repeat containing 3. The transcript is spliced from 15 exons. The record is from RefSeq and is a predicted model, not a curated record. The coding region runs from base 103 to 2142 and encodes 679 amino acids. NCBI's taxonomy places the organism in Eukaryota, Metazoa, Chordata, Mammalia, Rodentia, Muridae. Gene Ontology annotation, biological process: protein import into nucleus; ribosomal large subunit biogenesis.
ACGCCAAGUAGCGUCGGAGACUACAAGUCGGCACCGGCCCGGCGGCCCCCUUCGCCUGCAGCAGUCUUCCCCUCCUGGUCUGUCACCGCAGCCUCCGUCGCCAUGGGUAAGAGUCGGACGAAACGCUUCAAGCGACCUCAGUUCUCCCCUACCGGUAGCUGUCAGGCCGAAGCGGCGGCCGCGGCGAACGGGACUAGGGACGAGGAGGACGACGGGCCGGCGGCGGAGCUUCUAGAGAAGCUCCAGCAUCCGAGCGCGGAGGUCCGCGAGUGCGCCUGCGCGGGGCUGGCCCGGCUGGUGCAGCAGCGGCCGGCGUGGCCAGACUUGGCUCGCCGGGAUGCUGUGCGCCGGCUCGGGCCGCUGCUGCUGGACUCUAGUCUGGCAGUCAGGGAGACGGCGGCUGGAGCUCUGAGAAACCUCAGUGCUUGCGGAGGUUUUGAAGUUUGUGAUGACAUGGUGGCUAAGGACAUCAUGACACCCCUGGUGGCACUACUGAGAGAGUGUAGCGUUGGACUGGAUUCAAAUGAGAUGUCUCCACAGGAGAAAGCAGACAAGAGCAGAGAUUCUAUUGAGAGCAUAGCCAACGAGGCCGUGAAUGUGCUGUGGAAUGUCUGUGAAUGCAGUAGUAGAGCAGUAUCUGUAUUCAACAGAGAAGGGUGUUUGGAGAUUGUUUUAAAGUACUUACGUAGGUUCCCCACCAAUGUUGACCUGGCUGUUUCUGUAGCAUAUUGUUUACAGAUAGUGACCGAAGAUAACCCAGAGCUCCUGCAGUCUUUUGAUGGCACAGCACUGCGUGUGCUGGAGUCUGCUUUGCUUUGUCCUGUCACCUCUAUGGAAUACAUUCUGCUAAGAACACUAGUGGCAGGCACAAUGUGGAACCUAAAGGACAUUAUUCCAUCUAAGAGUCAGGCAGAAAUCAUAAAUGCCAUAUUAAACAUCUUGUCUGAAGUUCUGGAAGUGAAUGCUGCUGACACAGUCAUUCAGAUGAAGGAGGCUGAAGCCCAGCGGUUAAAGACUGCUGCAGAUACCGAAGACAUACUAGCAAAUGCUAAUGGGGAUUUGGUUGAAGAUGAUGAGAUGGAAGAAAUUCCUCACAAAAGAAAACCCAGGAGGAAAACAUUUAUUUCUGAUUUACUUCCAUCUACUGACAAGGAGCUGAGAGAGACCAUGGCGUUGCUGACAGCUCAGCAGACCGCUCUGGAAGUUAUUGUCAACAUGUGCUGCAGUGAAGAUGCCUCAGAUGAUGAAUGGGAAGAGCUUUCUAGUAGUAGCGAAAGUGAAGCUUUUAUGGAGAACUCCUUCAGUGAGUGCAGUGGGCAGCUGCUGUCCCCACUGUGCCUGUCCCAUGAGAUUCACAGCGCCCUUACCAACUGCCUCAUCCCAAAGAAGGUUUUUGAGAAAACCGCUUCACCAAGCAGUGCUGCAAUUGACGUAUGUUCUAAGAAUCCAAAUUGGAAACCUUUGAUUAGAAAAAUGAACACCAUUCAGUGUAGAGCCCUUAUGUGUCUCCAGAGCCUUGUGUCUCUCCUGGACAUAGACCAUCUUGGUGGAGCCCCAGCUCUUCAGACACUUGCACAGCACCUGUCACAACUUCUUUUUUCUCAGCCAGAUUUUGCUAAACAUGCUGAUUUUCUAGAAGCCAUAAGUAGUGCUUUGAGGGCUCUUUUGCAAACAAUGGCCUCCAAGAACAUUCCACAGUGUAUGACACCUGAGCAGCUGAUGGCGCUAUGCAGAGCAGGCAUUCAUAGUAGUAGCAUCGGGGUUAGAGUGAAUGUGGUCAGUAUUUUGGGGAUCACUGGCAGCGUCCUAGCCAAAGAAGCUGGCACACUUGAAACUCUCAAGACCAUUGGGUGCUUUCUGUUGGAAGUCGUCACCAAAGACCCUUCCCUCGUGGUAACAGGAGAGGCUCUGGAUGCCCUCUUUGAUGUUUUUGCAGAUGGUGAAGAAGCUGAAAAGGCCUCAGUUCAAAUUAAGCUAUUAUCAGCAUUGAAAGAAUUUCAGCCAGUCUUCAGAAUGAAGAUACGGAAAGAAGGAAGGGGCAAAUACAGUCCAGAACAGCUGUGUGUUCUUGACAACGUGAAGAUGAAUUUGAGACGGUUUGUUGCUUACCAAGAAGCUGUUGAGAAAAGACUGACUUCUUAAACCAUCAGGAGGACAGAGCUGGUGCUGGCUCAGUGGCUGCAUGCCUAGCUGGCAUGCACGGCCCUGGAUUCAUGCCUAGCUCUUGAGAAAAAGAGAGAGAGACUGCUUCUCCUGGUGGAUUUAAUGCUAAGAAUACUAAAGGGUUUCCUUUGAAUGUACGUGCUUCUAGAAGUACGGCUUGUUCUCUUUUGAGACAGCAUCUCACUAGGUAGCCGUGCCUAGCCCGGCACAGAGGUCUACCUGCCUCAGUCUCUCAAUUGCUGGGACUUAAGGUAUUGACACCACACCUGGCCUCCAAAAGCCAUUUUUAAUGCCUUCAUUGGAUGUUAGUUUGAAUGUAAAAACCUGGCGGAGACUUAAUGUUACAUAUUUAGCUCCUGGAAAUGCACCACAGCCUCAGGUGGUCCUGUCUUCCUUCUUGGUGCUAGGGGUGGCAUUCAGGGCCUUGCUCCUGCUAGGCAAGCACUCUACCACCAACUACACCCCUAGUCCUCAGGUGAUUCUUAACUUUGUGGUCAGACAAUUAUGUUCUUGAUAUUUGCAAGAAAAGAAAUUAAGUCAUAGUUUCAAUUAUUUUUUAAAGCCAGUAUCAUU